CAAUGCCGUUGUUUACCAACACCAGGAAGAAGGAGAAUGAGGUGCGGGACCUCUGACGUCAUCACCUUGCCAGGAACCGGUCACCACGCUCAUUCCCCACCACGCUCUUCUCCCAGCUGACAGCAGUGGCAUCCCGGCGCAGGGCGUCCUGAUGCAGCGCGCAGGUCAUGAUGGAAGGACGGUGCGCUGCUGAGCCCUGGGCUGAGUUGGGUUUGUCAGUGAAGCCCGGUGCCCCGCUGGUCAGGCGUGGCGCUGGGACGGAUGUUUUCAUCUGUACCGGCAGUGAGGAGGUCUACGUGUUCAGUGCGCAGGAGAAAAGAGUCAGGGCGGUUCUUCAGCUGCCUGCUCCUGUCAGGGAUCUGGAUGUCAGCCAUGACAAGCAGCUCCUGUUUGUGGCAUGCAGGAGUGGAAUUUACCGUGUCAACUUCCAGCUUCUGUCACACAGCGGAUCCAGUGAUGCAGGUUCCGGUCCCGCUGAGCUGAAGAUCUCCUCCGACUUCCUCGCUGUCGCCGCCGAUGGGGUGUCGUCUCUCCUCCUCGUCGACUCUGUGCUCCUGACCCUUUGCCAGACUGACAGGUCCUGGUUGUUGACUCUGUAUAAAACACCACAACAGUCCCAGGCUAACCGCUGCGACGUGAUUGGUUCCUUCUCGCUGCCAGUAGUCUCACCUUCUGUACAAGGCCACACAGAGUCAAAAUGUGUGCUGCUUUGUGUGUGUUUGGGUGAGGUGACACAGCCCUCCUCCCCUGCCGCAGCAUCAGAUGCAGGUUUGUCUCGUUGCCACCUCCCCCUCCGGCCUGCUCUCUUCAAGCUUUUGUUCGGGGUGGAAGCUGCGCUCGCCAAGUCACCGGUUAUACUCUGCGGCCUGCCAGACGGACGCCUGUGCUAUCUCCCUCUGCGCCUCCCAGGAUCCCGGCUUCGGGUCCUGCAGAGCCUCGAGCAGCCGGUGGUGUUUAUUGGAGCAUCUGCUGCCAUGGAAACUGAUGCAGGUUGCGCAGGGUGCUUGGUAGCUCUGGGCAAACAAGGCAGAGUGAUGCUGAUUAAGGCCGGCAGGGCCGGGUCAGAGAGACAGCGGGGCAUCGCUGAUUUUACCGAGGGCUGCGUCCCUGGCCCCGUGGAGUGUGCCUGUGUGGACAAAAGCCGUCUUUACUACAGCACCGGGUCAGACCUCCUCACACUGGGUCUGUCAGUGGGUUCCACUGGGAGAGAAGGACAAGAGUGGGCCGAGGAGGCGUCCGGGUCAACUGCCGCUUCCCUCAACAGACCCACCAGUUUAAAUGUGAGCGGAGUCGUUGCUUUGGACCAGCCCACGUGCAACGAUGCAGGUGAAGUUCAGCUGCUCAGUCUGUCGGCCAGAGGGCGGCUGCAGAGGAUCAGCCUCCCUGUUAGGGGACCGGAGGAAGGAUCGAACAAGCUCCCCUCCUCAGCUGUUGGCCGCAGUGUCGGGGACCUGCUGUCUGCCAUCGGGGACGUCUGUGAGAGGGCAUCGGUGCUGGAAAAAGUCAUCAGAUGGAAGAACCAGACUCUGAAGCAGCUGAAUCAAGUGCUUAACGUAAGCUUCCUGCUGACAGACGGAGCAAAGACCGAAGAGAAGCCGAUCAGGUGCUGCGCUUCAGUGGGGUGGAGCAGACUGCUUCAGAAGGACUCUCUGAAUCUGGCGUGCGUCCUGCAGAAUUUCAGUCCCUACAUCCUGGAGCGAGGCUGGACGCUGAGCCUCACCGUCCUCCCUCUGUCCUGCUCUCCCCAGGCCGCAGAAGAAGCCCGCUCUGUAAAUUACUCAUUCCCGUUCUGCAGUCUCUGUCCGGGGGAGUCGUUGGAGGUGUCCCUGCCUGUCGCGGCUGCGGGCGACGCCUCCUUCCCCGUCACCGUGGCCUGCUCGCUCGUCUUCUCCCUCUGCAGUUUCCUGGGAGGAGAGGAGGCGGCGACCCCUCCUGACCUGCCGGGCGGCUGCUUCAGUUUGCCUCUGAACACCCUGACGGUGGACUGGCUGCACGCCCUGCGGCUGAUCAGUCCCACAUCCACGCAGAAAACGCUCCCGCCGCAGUCCAGCAGCAACCCAGCAGGCGACCUCCGAGCUUUUCUAAGCUCACGGCGGGCCGGGUGCAGAGCAGGAGACGGGGCGCCCCGGCCGGAGGGGUACUCUGCUAGGGUCCGUGUGUCGUCAGAGCUACUGGGGCAUACACUGAGGGGGCAAAGAGCUGAUCCAGACCCCAAGGUGUCUGAGUCGGCCCCGCGGAGCUUCUGCGUCUCUUUGCUUGAGUGGCUGUUGUCUGAAGAAUGUGGCGGCGUGAGGAUGGGACAUAAAGGAGACAAGACUGACAUAAGCAGCUCGGUGAUCUGUGGCCGCGCACCAAAUGACGCCACGGUCAAACUGACGGCGAAAGAGGUGCAUUUAGAGGAGAAGAGUGAUGUGAAGGAGGAGUCCCUGGUCAGCGUGGAGGUUCAGGUGGAGAGCUCGUCAGCAGCAGCCGUGUGCGGCCUGCACCACGCCGUGCUGCGCCGCAUUCAGACUCUGCUGCUGAAGGCUCCUGUGAAAGCCUGGUCCUCCAACAAGGUGCAGAUUUCAGGUUUGCGACAAACACUGCAACGAGCUGAGAUUCAGCAAGGUCAAAUCUCAGAGGCCCUGAGCGUGGGCAUGUCCUCUGGGCAGAUGCAGCGGAUCCUUCUCCGUGUUUACCAGCAGCUUAGAGACGGUCCUCUCCUCAUGGUCUAACACCUACUCAGCUGCCCUCGACCUCGCUCGGCAUUCGGGAACCCGACCAUGCAGCGGCAUUCAUGGGGCCUAAUUAUCUUCAAUGUAAACACCAUGUAAAUUCCUGCUGUGAUUCAGUCUCUCCACAAACAGAGGAUUCGGGGCAUGCCUUUUAAAAUGCCCUUAUGUACGGAUUUAUAUGAAAGCUAAUGUUGGAUUAACUAUUCAUACCUUGUGAACCUUCUCCUGUUUUUGCAUUUAUAGCCACAGCCUUUAUUAUAUUUUAUUGGAUUUUAGGCACAAGACCAAAACAAUGUAAAGCAUAAUGUGUAAAUGACAAACAGGUUUCAUUUAUUUUUAUUUUUACAAAUAAAAAUCUGAAAAGUG
This is a messenger RNA of Fundulus heteroclitus (mummichog), 3080 nucleotides long. RefSeq names its product FA core complex associated protein 100 (gene faap100). The transcript is spliced from 8 exons. The record is from RefSeq and is a predicted model, not a curated record. The coding region runs from base 168 to 2714 and encodes 848 amino acids. Gene Ontology annotation, biological process: interstrand cross-link repair. Gene Ontology annotation, cellular component: Fanconi anaemia nuclear complex; nucleoplasm. NCBI's taxonomy places the organism in Eukaryota, Metazoa, Chordata, Actinopteri, Cyprinodontiformes, Fundulidae.